Menidia menidia (Atlantic silverside) is the source of this 3543-nucleotide messenger RNA. The record is from the annotation of a GenBank genome assembly. Lineage: Eukaryota; Metazoa; Chordata; Actinopteri; Atheriniformes; Atherinopsidae.
AUGUCCGUUGCAGAUCAUAAGGACGAAGCAGCUUUUGAUGGCAAAGGGGGAGUUCUGGCCCAUGCCUUUCUGCCAGGACCUGGAACUGGAGGAGACGUGCACUUUGAUGCAGACGAGGACUGGAGUUUCAAUCACACUGGUGUCAGCCUGAUUGCAGUGGCUGCUCAUGAAUUUGGGCACGCUCUGGGCCUGUCUCACUCCGCCGACCCCGGAGCCGUCAUGUACCCAGCAUACAGUUUUGUCCCACAUGAUGAGCUGCAGCUGUCUUUCCGAGACGUCAAGGACAUCCAGCGGCUGUACGGUGUCAGUCCCAAAUUUUCCUUGUUAGCCUCCAAAAAACCUCCCCCAAAAACACCGGAUCAGUGCGAUCCAGAUCUGUCCUUUGAUGCCGUCACACGGUUGCAGCAAGAGGUCGUAUUUUUCAAAGACAGAUUUAUGUGGCGUAAACAUCCUCAUUUUGAUAAAAUCGGGAUUACCCUGAUCAGCAGCUUGUGGCCUGACGCUGUGCCCUCCCGCCUGGAUGCUGUUUAUGAGAACCUGGAAAGGAAUUUUAUUCUUUUCUUCAAAGGCCAUCAGUACUGGAAGUUAAGGCAGCUGACACAGAGUGAAGGAUUUCCCAGGAACAUUUCAGACUUUGGCUUCCCCUCCAGACUUAAAUCUGUGGAUGCUGCUCUUCACUUCAGAAGUGAACAGUAUACUCUGUUCUUCGCCGGCCAUGAGUGCUGGAGGUAUCUGAUGUUUGGUUAUCCCCAGCUUUCCUUCAAAUCUUCGGCUGCAUGCUGCCUUCCAGUGUCGAAGGACAUCGAUCAAGAUGAAAGCUUCGCAGAGGAUUACCUGAAGAAGUUUUAUAACCUGGAAGAGGAAAGUGGCCCAACUUUCAGAAGGGGACUCAGCCCAGUGACGCAGAAGCUGAUGGAGAUGCAGCAAUUCUUCGGCCUGGAGAUUACAGGGAGUCUGGACGCAGAAACCCUGGCCACCAUGAAGAAGCCACGCUGCGGAGUUCCAGAUGAGCAGAUUGCCCGCUAUUCUACCUUUGCAAAUGACCCCAAAUGGCAAAAAGAGAGCAUCACGUACAGAAUUGAGAACUACACACCGGACUUGUCUGUGGCAGAGGUGGAUGACUCCAUACAAAGAGCUCUGCAGGUUUGGGCCAAAGUCACUCCUCUGACUUUCACCAGAAUCUACAGCGGCACGGCCGACAUCAUGAUCUCCUUUGGACGCCUGUCACACGGUGAUGGCUACCCCUUUGACGGCCGUGACGGCACCCUUGCCCACGCCUUCGCCCCGGGCGCUGGCCUCGGGGGAGAUGCUCAUUUUGACGACGAUGAGACCUUCACUUUCAGAUCAAAUGCAGGCUACGUGCUCUUCCUGGUGGCUGCUCAUGAGUUCGGCCACUCCCUGGGCCUGUCUCACUCUAGGGAUGCCGGCGCUCUCAUGAACCCUUUGUACGCAUACAGGGACCCCGACACCUUUGUUCUGCCCCAGGAUGACGUCAGAGGCAUCCAGUACCUCUAUGGUGCAAACGAGGGUCCGACCGAAACUGGACCUACUGCCCCCCCCACCCCUGACGCCUGUGAUGAAAACAUGGUUUUGGAUGCAGUGGCCUCCCUGCGGGGAGAGAUGCUCUUCUUCAAGGACAGCUUGUUCUGGCGGAUCAACCCUCAGAGUUACAUACCCCAGCAAGCUCUCAUCACCCACUUCUGGCCUGACGCUCCCGUCAACAUCGAUGCCGCUUAUGAAAACCCGAUCUCUGACAGGAUCUUGGUCUUCAAAUAUAGGAGAGUCUGGGCUUUCAGCGCUUACGAUCUGGCGCCAGGGUACCCUAAAUCCAUUUCCACUUUUGGUCUGCCAAAGACUGUGAAGAAAGUGGAUGCAGCCCUCUAUGACCAAAGAUCUUCCAAGACACUCUUCUUUGUCGGCGACAGCUACUACAGUUACAAUGAGAUUACAAAGACCAUGGAUCAGGGACCCCCCAAAAGGGUGGAUGAAUUCUUCUCUGGCAUGACCGGCAAGGUGACCGCAGCCCUACAGUUCAGAGGUUUUGCUUACCUCUACAGCGGGCCCUACAUGUUCGAGUACAGCCUUUGGACCGGGAGGCUGUUCCGCAUGAGGCUUUUCAGCGUGUGCGUCCUGCUGAGCGUGGCGGCUGCAGUCUGCGGCGUUCCCAUGUCAACGCCCACAGCUCAGGACGAGGGCUUUGCAGAGAGCUACCUGAAGAAAUUCUUCAACCUAACAGAGGAGAGUGGUCCGUCCACCAGACGGGGGAUCAGCCCCAUAAGUAGGAAGCUGAGUGAGAUGCAGAGGUUCUUCGGGCUCCAGAUCACCGGCAGUCUUGAUGCCGACACCCUGGAGAUGAUGAAGAAGCCCCGAUGCGGCGUUCCAGAUGAGCGAGUCGCCCGUUUCUCCACCUUUGGAAACAACCUGAAAUGGCAGAAAAACAGCCUCACAUACAGGAUAGAGAACUAUACCCCGGACAUGUCUGUGGCAGAGGUGGAUGACUCCAUACAAAGAGCUCUGCAGGUUUGGGCCAGAGUCACUCCUCUGACUUUCACCAGAAUCUACAGCGGCACGGCCGACAUCAUGAUCUCCUUUGGACGCCUGUCACAUGGGGAUUAUUACCCCUUCGAUGGUCGGGACGGCACCCUUGCCCAUGCCUUUGCUCCUUCCUCCGGCAUUGGCGGCGACGCUCACUUUGACGACGACGAAAGCUUCACCUUCCGUUUAAACCGAGGCUACGUGCUCUUCCUGGUGGCUGCUCAUGAGUUCGGCCACUCCCUGGGCCUGUCUCACUCGGACGAUCCCGGCGCUCUCAUGUACCCUUUGUACUCGUACAGGAACCCCGACACCUUUGUUCUGCCCCAAGACGACGUCAAAGGCAUCCAGUCCCUCUAUGGCCCAAACAAAAAACCCCCUGUAGGUGAACCACAGCCACCCACGACUCCAGAUACUUGUGACUCCACUAUGGUGCUGGAUGCCGUCACCACUUUGCGAGGAGAGACUCUUUUCUUUAAGGACAGCUUAUUCUGGCGCAGCUUUGAUCAGAGCAGGGCCCCCCAGCAGAGCCUCAUCACAAACUUCUGGCCCAGCGCCCCGGUCAGCAUUGAUGCUGCGUACGAGAGCCGGCUGUCAGACACUGUGUUUCUCUUCAAAGGGCGGAAAGUGUGGGCCUUCAGGGGCUAUGAGCCCGUCCGAGGCUAUCCAAAGAAUCUGAAGGCCUUUGGCCUGCCGAGGUUUGUGAAGAAAAUCGAUGCAGCUCUGCAUGACGCCGCAUCUGGAAAAACGCUCUUCUUCGUUGGCCACUAUUACUUCAGUUAUGACGAGGUCACAGCAGCCUUGGACAGAGGUUCCAUUAAAAGGGUGGAUCAGACGUUUUCUGGCCUGACCACCCAGGUGACGGCAGCCCUGCAGUACAGAGGCUUUACUUACCUCUACAGCGGGCCCUACAUGUUCGAGUACGACCUGAGGACCGGGAGGCUGUACCGGGUGCUGAGGAACAGCUACUUCCUGCGCUGCACUAACGAUCAUUACAGGUCCACCGCUUAG